ACCAAUUGAAAAGUUGCCUAAAAUUAGCCAUUCUAGAAUAUACUAAAACACAACUUAAAGAUGGAGUUAUGAAGAUCCAAAUUAUGUUAAGAUCUGUUAUCCAGAAAGCCCCAGGCCCCAAGCAUUUUGGAUGACAGGUCCCUGUAGUUGAGAACCAAUGAAGGGACACAGGUAUCUGGGAAGCAAUUGAGAAACUACUAGAAAUUCCUCUACUUUCCCCAAUUCCAUAAUUGACCAAUAAGGGAAACGUGUCAGAGGGUGAGACUAAAAUGUUUCUCCCCUGUCCCCUGGUUGUUAGAUCAGGCCCAGUGUAUGAAAUGAACAGUGAGAACAUUAGUAGGGACUGAAAACAAUGGUUGGAAGGGAGGGGACAUCCUGCCAAUAAACAGACCUCUCCAUAUUUACCCUCAAGUACAAUGAAUGUUGGUCCCCGCGGAGCCACAGAACAACAAUGACCGUCAGUAAAUCAGCGGGUGCAGAGUCUGAGCCUGACAACGUUACAAGGUGUAGUAGCGCAGUUCUGCCGCUAGGUGGGAGGAGCGAGCGCUCAGACAAGCCAAUAGGAAGCAACCAAUUCCCAUGAUCUUCUCCGGGUUAUCCAGUGUUGUAGCGCCGGGCUGCCGCUAGGUGGUAGGAGCGAGCACAGACAUUCCUGCACUGGAGGAAGCAAAGUCCAACACUUGUCAGUGGGUUUUAAUCGCAGCGCAGUGUCGGGCAGUGUGAGGAGGGCGCAGGAUUAGCGGCAGGAUGGCGGGGGGCUACAAGCUGAAACGCAGAAAGAAGGGCAAGUACCGGAAGCUGCGCCCCGAGGAGGGUAAUAAGGGCACCUGUAUAGAGGGGGGAGGGGAGGAGACACAGGAGCGGCAGGUACCACUGGGCACAGAGUCCGAGGGGGGGAAGAAGAAGAACAAGAAGGGGAAGAAGAGCAGCAGUAAGAAGGUGCAUGUGACUCCCCUGCAGGACAGGUACGAGCCCCUGGAGGAGGCGGAGGAAAAGGAGAGCCCCCAGGAGAAAUCAUACAGGAGAAAGCAGAAAGUAAAGAAAUAUGCCAAGAAUGUGGGGAAGGCUGUGCGCACCGGCUGCAGAUACCUGCUGAUCGGAAUCCAGGGACUGGCCAAUGCCUACACUAGUCCAGUGAGCAUGACUUCUGUUGUGCUGUCAUCUAUGACUCGCUAGCUGCUCAAGGAGACUUUGUCCAAGAAUUUCAAACAACUUGUCUACCUUCAAAGAAACUGCACAGAACCACAAAGGUCCAACGAGACCAGACAUUAUUCCUGAACUUUUUGUUUUUCCUAAUGUGUGUAUUUUUAGUCUCCAGCACAUUUAUAAUAAGGAGAGACCAAAGCAGUGUAUUCAAAUCAGCAGGAAUUCUGGGAAAGAAUGUAUGCAAAACAGAAGGAAUUGUGGGAAGGACAAUUGGAGAGACACUUAUGUACUGUGUUUUUAAGGCCAAACCACGAUGGGUGCUGAUAAGAUCGCAGAACCCCUAAUUAAAAAUUGUUGCACAGGUUGAAAGAAGGAAAAGACAUCAUGGAGCACAUGGUGGUGCAGGAGGAGGACAUGGUGGUGGGCAAGGAGGGUGUGGUGAUGCAGAAGGAGCACAUCGUUUUGCAGACGGAGGGCAUGGAGGUGCAGAAGGAGGGUGUGACGGUGCAAAAGGCAAACAUGGUGGUGCAAAAUGUGAAUGUGGUGGUGCAGGAGGAGAGUGUGGUGGUGCAGUAGUUGGACAUUAAUAUUAAUUAACAUUAUUAAUGCUGAUAAGUCAUUUGUCAUCAAAUAUAUAUAAAUAUAUACCAGGGGACAUCCAUUUAUACACACACAGGAUUCAACAUAUGUUCCCAACUGGACUGGGGGGGGGAGAUAACUCAGUUGCACAGGGUUCUUCCUCCCUGCCUCCUUGUGGGAUGCUGAGAGUUGUAGUUUAAAAACAUCUGAACCCAUAAAUACUAAUAUUAGUUAUCAGUUCUAAUAAAAUUUUACCUGAAAUAAUCUCUGGCCAAGAGGAGACAAAGGUUGAGGCCGCCCCAAAUGUCGUCUCUGCUUUUAUUCCUUUGUUCAUACCCCACUCCUAUCCCUCUCUUAGAUUUGUACAUAAAAACAUGACUAUCAUAUCUAGAAAAUCUCAAUAGACUGCAUUUUGUAAUGUGUUUUUGGGAUAUAAUGUACAAUUGUAUUUAUAUAUAUAUAUAUAUAUAUAUAUAUAUAUAUAUAUAUAUAUAUAUAUAUAUAUAUAUA
Messenger RNA from Xenopus laevis (African clawed frog), 2235 nucleotides. RefSeq lists its product as uncharacterized. The coding region runs from base 748 to 1176 and encodes 142 amino acids. Lineage: Eukaryota; Metazoa; Chordata; Amphibia; Anura; Pipidae. The transcript is spliced from 2 exons. The record is from RefSeq and is a predicted model, not a curated record.